Molecule: messenger RNA, 1077 nt
Organism: Thalassophryne amazonica
Lineage: Eukaryota; Metazoa; Chordata; Actinopteri; Batrachoidiformes; Batrachoididae
Product: predicted GPI-anchored protein 58
Exons: 2
Coding region: 16-1077 (353 amino acids)
Source: RefSeq, a predicted model, not a curated record
CCACGCUCAACACCCAUGCAAGCCCCUUCACGAGCACCACCUAAGUCCGCACCACGAACGACUCACGUGGCUUCCACACGCUCGCUUCGGACCGAAGCGGAGCCGGCCUCCUCAUGCCCGACUUCCCAACGUCUCCGGGCCACGACAACGGCUGUUCUCAGCCUUCCUCCUGUUCCAGCUCCUCGACAGCCCUGCGCGCCUGUGCCACCGAAGACCGUGUGCUUCGCACCUGCAGCUGCUCCAGUCUCCACGCCAGCGGCACCAGCGACGCUUCCAGCCGGCCCGGUCUCCAUGCGCACUGCACCAGCGACUGGAGCGAUCUCCGCACCUGCGGCACCUCCCGCCGAACCAGUCUCUGUGCGCAUCACUCCAGCGGUUGCUCCAGACUCCACGCCAGCUGCACCAGCGGCUACUCCAGUCUCCAUGCCAGCGGCACCAGCGACGCUUCCAGCCGGCCCGGUCUCCAUGUGCACUGCACCAGCGACUGGAGCGAUCUCCGCACCUGCGGCACCUCCCGCCGAACCAGUCUCUGUGCGCAUCACUCCAGCGGUUGCUCCAGACUCCACGCCAGCUGCACCAGCGGCUGCUCCAGUCUCCACGCCAGCGGCACCUGCGACGCUUCCAGCCAGCCCGGUCUCCAUGCGCAAUGCGCCAGCGACUGGAGCAAUCUCCGCACCUGCGGCUCCAGCGACUGCUCCAGGCUCCACGCCCACGGCUGCAUUGGACUUUGCGCGCACCGCGCCAGCACCUGUUCCAGCGCACGCCGCACCACAACCAGUCUCAAGGCCAGACGGUGCGUCGUUCGCACGCAUGCCGUCGGAACCUUCCCCUCCUGCGCCUCCUCAUCCUGCUCCAGCUUCACUGCCGGCACAGAAGAUGACGAUCGAGGACGCAAACCUGGAGAUGGUUAGUGACAUUUUGCUUGAACUGUAUUUGUUGCGGGUCUAUUUUGUACUCACGUUGUUUACCUCUGUGCUUUGUUGGUUCAAAGCCCCACGCCUACUCCUGGGGGGACCAUGUCUGACCUUGCCACAGUUUCAGAGCGUCAUGACCUGGCUGUUGGUACCUGGAAUGUGA